AUGGCGCCUGUGACGGUCCCUCUCAUCCGCCGCCAGCCCGAGUUUGAGAAACGUGACAACACCGCUGAGGAAUGGACUGAGCUCACUGCAAACCUACGUGGCAAAUACGGUAUAGGUUCUAGAAAAUUGGGGCGGCGUGCUUUGAGCACGGUAUCCAUGACCAACCAAAAUUCAGAUCUGGGGUAUAUAGUGAGGAUACAGGUUGGUACCCCUCCAAAGGAUUUUAAUGUUUACGUAGACACAGAACUCGGUGACCUCUGGCUAAGCACAAGCUCUUGCUUCCUUUGCACCAACCAGGCAACAGGCGCGCCUUUCAACCAAACCCAAAGCUCGACUUUCAGUCCUGUCCAAGGCACUCUCAACACAACAUAUGGCUAUGCACACAUAGUCGGCACACUCGGCUCUGAUGUGGUUCAAGUAGGCCAGUUCCGAGUGUCCUCCCAGACAUUUGGUCUUGCGACAUCUAUCGGCAACUAUGUUCUCAUCGGGAAUACAUCCGGUAUCUUGGGCCUUGGGUUUCGUGGACGAGCGAGCUCUGGCGCAAUUCCAUGGUGGCAACAAGCAAGUACGGAAUGGAACGCACCACAAAUGUCCUUCUAUCUCACUCGGUCCCUGGCGGGAUCUGGUGUACAAGUACCUGGCGGGCAGUUUACGCUUGGUGGUACUAAUUCGUCACUCUACCAAGGCUCAAUAAACUUUAUCAACCUCGUUCAUGAUCGAUACUGGGCUAUCCCCAUGACUGCAAUCGGCAUUGCCAACAACCAAAAUAUCCAAGUUGGCUCUGGCAAUCAGGUCGCAGUCAUCGACACAGACAUGGAAUUUAUCUAUGGCCCGGCGUCUGUUGUCGACCAGUUCUACUCGAUGAUUCCUGGCGCCCGCCCGGGGUCACAGAUCGACCCUAAUCUUCAAGGCUUCUAUAUCGUCCCCUGCAAUACCAACGUACAAGCAACGCUCACAUUUGGUGGUCAAACAUAUCCGAUGCAAGCAUCUGACUUGAUUGGAGUGAGAAGUACUGACGGCAAGCUGUGCAUUGGUACAUUCUCCAUACUCAACCCUCAAUAUCUGUCGUCACCUGGGAGUGCAUUUGCCACGCCGACAUGGGUUAUUGGAAGCGCAUUCUUGAAAAAUGUCUACACCGUCCUCCAGUCGGAGCCUGCUGCAGUUGGAUUCGCUAGGCUGCGGGAUAAUGUCCAAGAAUUGGGCACAAUAGGCUUCGCUGGCCUUUCAAUCGACGAGAAUGGUCAUGCAAAUGCUGCCGCCAGCCCUCGACAUAGAACGACAACAUUAGGUAGUGGAGGCGUACUUGCUACUGGUGUACUCUGGGCUGUCGUUGGACUGACCGCUGUGACGAUCUGA
Messenger RNA from Serendipita indica DSM 11827, 1356 nucleotides. The record is from the annotation of a GenBank genome assembly. Lineage: Eukaryota; Fungi; Basidiomycota; Agaricomycetes; Sebacinales; Serendipitaceae.